AUGCUUAGGCAGCUCCUGCUGACUGACUCUCUUUGUUUGCUCUGCCUUCUGGCUUGGAGAGUAAAGAGUAAUCUUGAGCUAGGCUCCGUAUCUACUCUGUACGUACCACCCAAGCAAGGGAUUGAAACACAAUCCAUGCCUGUGGACCAAAACCUGCCGACACUGGUCGACGAGGGAGUUGUCUGGACAAGCGCCCAUCUGCCUGUCUCUCCAUUCAACACCCCGGACUCUCUACUUGAAACAUGGGGUUCAUGUACGGAGUAUAACACGAUCCGGCAACUUGACCCUUCAUUCAAAUGA
Aspergillus terreus NIH2624 is the source of this 300-nucleotide messenger RNA. RefSeq lists its product as uncharacterized. The record is from RefSeq and is a predicted model, not a curated record. Bases 1 to 300 code for a protein of 99 amino acids. The transcript is spliced from 3 exons. Lineage: Eukaryota; Fungi; Ascomycota; Eurotiomycetes; Eurotiales; Aspergillaceae.